UGGCGCCAAAUUAGAAUUCUGAGCUUGCAAGGCGAUGUAGUCUGCAACCACAGGAGCGUGUGAUACAAGUCCGUGCUGUAACUAUCAACUGAAAUGUCCAAGAAAAAGGGUUUAAGCUUUGACGAAAAAAGGGACAGAAUGAUUGAGCUUUUCUUUGAGAAGAAGGACUUCUUCCAGUUGAAAGACUUGGAGAAGAUGGCCCCAAAAGAGAAGGGCAUCACAGCCCAGACAGUGAAGGAAGUGCUACAAAGUCUGGUUAAUGAUGGACUAGUGGACUCUGAAAAAAUUGGCACUUCCAUUUACUUCUGGUCUUUUCCUAGCAAAGCCAGCCAAAGUCGAAAAAGGAAACUACAAGACAUCAGAUCUAGGCUGGAGGAGAUAAAGGCAAAAAGUCAAGACCUACAGUCACAGAUUGUGAAAGCUAAAAUAGGAAAAGAAGACUGCGAAGAAAGAACAUUACUGUUAACUGAACUAAAGAUACAGAAAGAAAAGAAACAGCAGCUGGGAAAGGAGUUAGAAAAAUAUCAAGAGAGUGACCCUGAGAUUCUUGAAAAGUUAAAACAGGAGGCAGACAUGGCACACGAAGCUGCUAAUCGAUGGACAGACAACAUUUUUUCAACAAAAUCAUGGAUCAAACAAAAGUUUUCCUUUGAGGAUAAACAAAUUGACCAACAGUUUGGCAUUCCUUCAGACUUUGACUAUGUUCAGUGAUCACAAGCUUCUUCUCUUAGCAUAUGUUCGUAGAUGUGUGUAAAAGAUGGCAUGUGUGUUUGUGAGCAUGUUUGAGCGAGCAUAUUUUGUGGGUCUUACAAAAUGUCAAUGUUUGUCACUGAAAGUACUUGCAGUUGGCAUGUUAAAAUUUUCAUUGAGAAACAUCCCUAUUCCUUGUGCGUAGUGUACUCAGUCCUAAAUAAUUAACGAAAAUCAUUAUAUGUUCUUGUUAGAUGUUGGAGUUUACUUUUAAUAAUUUUAUGAAACAAUAGUACAUUAUUCUAUCAUUACCUCUGAUUUCUAGCUAAAUAUGUCUACAGGUAUUUUGGGACACUGUCUCCAGUAUUAAUGCUAAUAAAAGUCUUUUUCCACUUGGUAUUAACUCAAGUGUAUUUAAACAAAAGCAUUAAAAGUACAAGUUCACAAACUACAAAAAUAAAAACCCCAGAAGAAAUAAUAGUAUUGAUUCUAUAGCACCUUUCCCCACCAUCAAGUUGUUUAACUCUCCAGUAGGAGUGUUGCUGAAGUGUCUUUCUCACGAAGAAACAAAGGUAACAUAGACCUAACAGGUUAUACCAAAUGUAAGAAGUUUUUGCUCACGCAUGCAUGGACCACAGAGUCUAUGGGAGAUCUAUGACAGAUGGUGCAGUUGUCACAACAGUAAUUUCUGAUGGAAGGGAGGCAAGACAGUGCAGCAACCUCUGCCAAGUCAAUUCAUAAGCUUUGACAUCCGAGGAAGACUGAAGUGAACAUUUAAAAACCAUCAUUAACAAUAGCAACCAUUAGAACUAAGUUAAGUGUGUGAAUGCCUUGAAUAAGUGAAACCACGAAUGUAUAUAGGGAUAUUAGUUCAUGAGUGAAACUGGCAAUGAAUGAAAUUGUGAAAGUACAUGUUUAUUAACAAUUAGUGUAACAUUUGAGGAAUAAUGGGACACCACAGAUGAAGCAUUCAAAAUAUAUUGUUAAGAUAAGAAAAUUGUUUACAACUGACAAAUUUUUAUUAUUUGUUGUAUAUUGAACAAAAAUUACAUGAGAGUGCAUUCACCAAGAAAUCUCAGUUUCACGCUAUCACAGACAACCAGUGGUGUGCUGUCCUGUGAGACCAGCCAGGCACCUAGGUAUCACAGCGGUAAACAUAUACAGUGUUGUAACUAUUGGCACAAAAUUCAUGAGCUACUGGUACUUUAAAGUUUAGAAUCAGCUUACAUAAUUACCUCUUUAUUCCAUCCUCACACAAAAUGAGUACGAACUUGGGACAGUCUCUAUUUUACCAGUGCUUGGCUCUCCUUAUGUAUACUUCCAAAGAUUUAAUAGCUAUUAAACAUCUCCAGGUCAGUUUAUAAGCAGGCUAAUAUAAUUAUUAGUACAUCUGAACAUUCAGUUAAUACUGAGCUGAUGUCUGCAAAUCUGAAAAAGAAUUUUCUUAAAUUCUGAAAACUUUUACCAGGCAAAUGGUGAGCUGAGCAAAGGCAUGGUUUUCUGGUCAAAAAGCAUCUCUACUUGCUGUACAAACUAUUCUAUAUUCUCUUGGAAUAUAACUUCAUGGUAAUUUAAAAUGCAUAAAUUAACUUGCUACUGACACACUUUGAAAUGAAAAACAAAUCACUGUUUUAUCCAAAAAAAAUGACGAAAACAUGUCAUUAAAGUAUUUUAAAAAACUAUAAAGAAAUCUGUGGUCGGAACUCAGGUUACCACUGAUCCUGAGACAAGUCAUGUUUACCACAAUACUAAUUACCUGUGAUUUGACCUCAAGAUCAAAUCAUGACAAUCUUUUUAUCCCUUAGGACCUGGGAUAUGCACACACUUGCAUGGUGUACAGAUCAGGCUUGCACAUGCCCACUUUCCUACACAAAACUUGCACAAGUACCUAGUUACAGUUUAUCACACACCUGAAAGUGUAAAUAUCAUCUUUUGUAGUUUACCACAUAAAUCAUGGGUUUUGCUUUACAACAUAAAUCAGGUUUUACAUUGUUUACACAGUGUAUACACUUUGUAUCUAACAUCAAAACAUUAACUCUUUACAGUUCUGUCAAUUAUAAACAGUUGAAAAACAACAUGGCCUUAGUGGUUAAGGAAGAAACUCUGAACUGUAAAGAGCUAAAAUAAUAUAUCAAAGUAAGGGAUUUUUUUUCAAAUGAUGCCUUUGCCAGGUCAGAAGAAAAACAAGCAUGAGGAUAGACAACUUCAUAUUAAACUGCCAAAAAUUUAAAAGAUAUGAGCAAAGUGUGUGCUAAUUAUAGUCUUAUAUCAAAGAUUAUAAAACAAUAUUAUGCAUGAGAAAGCCCCAGUUUUACAUGGAAGAAAAAAAAACCACAACUGCAGUGGUCAUGCCCUUAUUAUAUGUUAAUGCCCUUCUUAAAUUGACUAAUGCCAUGCCUUAAUGCAAUAAUAUUAAUAUUAUGAUAAUCUUCACUUUUUAAGGGAAUUUUAAUUAACCAGUUCCAGUCUUCUUUAAAAAAAAAAAAAA
Messenger RNA from Pomacea canaliculata, 3178 nucleotides. Its product is annotated as meiotic nuclear division protein 1 homolog. The record is from RefSeq and is a predicted model, not a curated record. Gene Ontology annotation, cellular component: nucleus. Gene Ontology annotation, biological process: reciprocal meiotic recombination. The coding region runs from base 94 to 711 and encodes 205 amino acids. The transcript has 6 exons. Gene Ontology annotation, molecular function: double-stranded DNA binding. Lineage: Eukaryota; Metazoa; Mollusca; Gastropoda; Architaenioglossa; Ampullariidae.